Anopheles merus is the source of this 3012-nucleotide messenger RNA. Its product is annotated as glucose dehydrogenase [FAD, quinone]-like. The transcript has 3 exons. The record is from RefSeq and is a predicted model, not a curated record. The coding region runs from base 18 to 1961 and encodes 647 amino acids. Gene Ontology annotation, molecular function: flavin adenine dinucleotide binding; oxidoreductase activity, acting on CH-OH group of donors. Lineage: Eukaryota; Metazoa; Arthropoda; Insecta; Diptera; Culicidae.
UGUCCCGAUACUCCACGAUGAGUGUCUUCAGUGUCCUUUUCCUCUUGCUGGUCGCCUCCACUGUUCAGGCCAUCUUCCAUAAAAACUCUCCAACGGAUAGCAGCAAUCUAACCAUUGGAAACUUCAUCGAUUUCACCCAACUGUUGGGCAUCGAUUACGGUCGGCCGACGCUUCGCCGACGCUACGACUACGUGAUAGUCGGAGCCGGACCGGCGGGCAGUGUCCUGGCGGCUCGACUGACCGAAGAUCCGGCCGUCACGGUGCUGCUGCUAGAGGCUGGCCGGGCCGAGAUCCCGCUAGUGUCCGACGUACCGCUGGCAGCUCCGAACCUGCAGUCGACGGAUUACAACUUUGCGUACAAAUCGGAACCGCAGACACGUGGCUGCCUGGGGCUGUGGGAUCGCAAGUGUAGCUGGCCGCAUGGGCGCGGUAUCGGCGGUUCGUCCAUCAUCAACUACAUGAUCUACACGCGCGGCAAUCGGCGUGACUACGAUGCGUGGGCCGCGGCCGGAAACCCGGGCUGGAGCUGGGACGAGAUGCUGCCGUACCACAUCCGCUCGGAACGCGCGAACGUUCGAGACUUUGAUCGGAACGGAUUCCACGGUCGCAGCGGACCGCUGUCGGUAGAGGACUGUCCGUUUAGGUCAAAAAUAGCCACCACCUUCGUGGAGAGUGCACAGCGGGCGGGCUACCCUUACCUUGACUACAAUGCCGGCGACCAGCUCGGUGUGUCCUUCCUGCAGGCAAACACGCUGCAGGGCCGGCGCGUCACCAGCGGCAACGCGUACCUUUACCCAGCCCGGAAGCGUCCCAAUCUACACAUCCUGACCAGCGCUUGGGUAACCAGGGUGCUCAUUAAUAAAGCGACCAAAGAAGCUACCGGCGUGGUGUUUGUGCGCGACGGCAAAACGCAAUCGGUCGCCGCGCGCAAGGAGGUCAUCCUGUCGGCGGGCGCAUUCGAGAGCGCCAAGCUGCUGAUGCUGUCGGGCGUAGGUCCGGCGGACCAUCUGGCAUCGUUCCGCAUUCCGGUGGUGCAGAAUCUGCCCGUCGGCGAGCUGCUGUACGAGCAUCCGGGCGUGUUUGGGCCUGUGUUUAUCGUGCGCCAGCCGAUCGAUAACUACGUCAGCUUGGAUGAGAACAUCAACUUUAGCAACAUCGUGCAGUAUCUGAAGGGUCGCGGCGUGUUUACGACCAACUCGGUGGAGAGCUUGAUGUACGUAAAGUCGCCGGUCGCGGAAAGUCCCGAUCCGGGGCUGCCGGACGUGGAAAUUAUGCAAGCGUUCUCGUCGAUCGACUUCGACACGGGUACGGGUACGCCACGUGCAUUCCGGCUCACCAAUGCGACCUACGACGGCUACUUCCGACCGAUCAUGAACCAGCGCUCCUUCCAGUAUCUACCGAUGCUGAUGAAGCCGUACACGAAGGGCAAGCUGCGGCUACGGUCCACCAAUCCGUUCAACCAUCCGCUGUUCCAGUAUCGCUACUUCGAGGAUGAUCGCGAUAUUGAGGCGCUGGUGUACGGCAUGCAGGAGGCGAUUCGUGUCACCUCGCAGGAACCGUUCCGUCGGUUGGGCGUGGAGCUGUACCGCAAGCAGGUGCCGGGAUGUGAGCAGCACCCGUUCGGCACGCACCAGUACUGGCGCUGCCACGUCAUGACGCUGACGGCGACGUUCCACCAUCAGGUCGCGACCUGCAAGAUGGGUCCACCGAGCGAUCCGGAAGCGGUGGUCGAUCACGAGCUGCGGGUGUACGGUAUGCGGAGGCUGCGGGUCGUCGAUAUCGGCGUGGUUCCCUUCCCACCGACCGCACACACGGCGGCCGUCGCGUUCGUGAUCGGCGAGAAGGCAGCCGAUCUUGUGCGGGAUGCGGCCCGCAAGGAGGACUACAGAGUCCGCGAAAAGCACUCAUCCUUGCCGGUGCAGUCGGCUCGCUGGUCUCCGUUUGAAUGGCCAUUCAAAUAAACAAACAAAGAAGGACGCUGGUGACCUUUCGUCCGGAGCCCUUUUCACCACUUUAGGAAGCGUCAUUCAUGCCGAAUCCACGAUAAAUAAAGCCAUCCGCCGGCGAAAGGUCGUCGAGAAAGUGGCAGCCCCAUAAAUUUUUGGCCCGAUUAACACUGACCCCGUGCCGGUUCCAGCAAGUUCGAUAAAUCUUUCGAAACCUUUUUUUUUGUUGUGCGUAAAAUGCAAUUCGCUUCUGUCCGCUGCUGUUUCGCCGUGAACCGAUCCCGCAGCCCUAGUGUGCCCAUUCGUUUUGCGGUUUCGUAAUGCGAUCAAAAAUUAUGUUACAAUCUUCAUGUGCUCGCGCGGUAAUGUAAAAAAUCCACACCACAUACACCACCACACACACACACGCUCGGUGAGUUUGACCGAGCAGGCAGGUGGCUCUAGGGCGUAUAAAUGUACCGAAGCAUUAAAGCGAUCGGCAAGCGGAGGGGAGCAGAUAGGUUUUGGGCAGCAUUAUGCUCGGCCAGCAAGCGAUGCCCUGCAGCGGCCACUUGACGACAAUCUUCGUACGAGCUGUGUUUUUGCUACGCUAUUGGGGCAGCUCGGGCAGCAGGCGUCAACACGGGUUUGACUAAUCUACAACACGUUUGAGCGAUCCACCCAUGAGCUCCCGAGGGUAGAGCGAUGGGAAUCGGCAUUGGAGGUGCUUCAGGGUUUUUGUGUUCAAGUUAGCGUUAAGUGUUUCAGUUUAGAUUUAAGUAAUAUUUUCAUUUUACUUUUAUUUCACAUUCUCUUUACUGCCAUUUAGUUUUGUUUGAAGUUUGUUUUCAAUUAUGAUGUCUUCGUUAUCAUAUAAAAUAGUACAUACAGUUUUACAAGUACAACGACUACCAACGAUAUGCAAUUUUAAUUAUACUCAAUUUAGACAAGGGCAAAUAAUCGUGUGCAUAUUCACAAAAAGGAUUGCAUUUAGUUAGUAAGUUAGCAGACAAUGAAUGGUACAGGAAUUUAAUCGUAAGGACACACUAAUCAAAAAAUGUAAAUAAACCAUCUAACCUAUCGAUAA